AUGACCGACUCACAAAGCACCAAACCGUCUCUCCCCAAGUUUGAUCCGGAAAACUGUCAAACCUACGCGGCAAGUUGCCACUGCGGUAUUGUACAGUACUCGGUCCUUCUCUCCCCACCACUACCCCAGUGGAAGGUCGUAUCGUGCAACUGCAGCAUCUGCACUCGCAACGGCUACUUGCUAGUGUAUCCCGAGAGGUCGCAGCUACACAUAAAGAGCGGUGAAGAUAUGCUAAGGGACUAUUCUUUUGGAAUGAAAAGAAAUUUGCACAAGUUUUGUGCAAACUGUGGGAGCGCAGUUUGGUUUGAUCCGAGAAUGUGGCGAUUUGGAGAGACUGGACCCGAUUUGCUGGGUAUGAAUGUUCGUAUGUUCCACGAUGUUGACAUAGGGGCAUUGGACAUUACACUGGUGGAUGAUAAACAACGACCAGGAAAGCUAGAAAAGGAGCAAUCGUGA
Molecule: messenger RNA, 456 nt
Organism: Bipolaris victoriae FI3
Lineage: Eukaryota; Fungi; Ascomycota; Dothideomycetes; Pleosporales; Pleosporaceae
Exons: 2
Coding region: 1-456 (151 amino acids)
Molecular function (GO): carbon-sulfur lyase activity
Source: RefSeq, a predicted model, not a curated record